UCCCGCCUCGCCAUGAUGACGUCACAGCUGACGCGUUCAUUCGGCGUCGAGUCUUCAGAGCUGAGCUCCAUCAGUGAAAGACAAAGACAGAGUUUAUUGAAGGACAGUGAGAAGAUGAGUGAUCCAGAACCCUGCAGAAUUAAACAGGAAGAGACUGAAGAACUAAUAGAGCUGACUGAAGCCAGGAAGGACCACCUCGAUGUCCACUCAAAGAUGAAGGGUUUUGUAUGCUCUCUGUGUGGGAAGAGUUACAGUCGUCAAUACGUUUUAAAAAUCCAUCAGAGGAUCCACACUGGAGAGAAACCUCACAAGUGUUUACACUGCGGCAAAUCAUUCAGUCAGCUUCAACCCCUGAAAGCACAUGAGAGGAUUCACACUGGAGAUAAACCGUGCACGUGUAGUCAGUGCGGGAAGAGAUUCAGACAAUCAUCCAACCUUUAUCAACACAUGCUGACUCACACUGGAGAGAAAACACACAUAUGUGACCAAUGCGGGAAAGCUUUUAUAAGGCCUUCAGCGCUGAGGAUCCAUCUUGGAGUUCAUACAAAGGAGAAGCCGUACUCGUGCUCCGAGUGUGGGAAGAGCUAUACAGUGCAGUCGCAUCUGAAAGUACAUCAGAAGAUCCACACUGGCGUGAGAGAGUUUGUGUGCUCCGAGUGUGGGAAGAGUUUUAUCCGAUCGGGAGGAUUGAAACAGCAUCAGAGGAGUCACACUGGAGAGAAACCGUACAAGUGUUCACACUGCGACAAGAGAUUCAGUCACUUACAAAAGCUGAAACUACACCAGAGUACUCACACUAAAGAGAAACCUUACAAGUGUUCACACUGCGGCAAGAGUUUCAGUCUUCUGCAAAAGCUGAAAGCACACCAGUGGACUCACACUGGAGAGAAGCCAUACGCAUGUACUCAGUGUGGGAAGAGCUUCACCAAAUUAUCAUAUGUUAACAAACACAUGAAGAUCCACGCUGGAGUCUAGCCCUACAAGUGAUCACACUGCGGCAUGGGAGCACAAUUGUGAUACCUAAUAUCUUCUUCAAACUAACUUUGGUGUCAAAAACGUUUGCGGCUCCAUUCCCCCUAACCCUGAGAUAAGUGCGUUUACACUGCUUGUAAUUUCUCUAUUGGCAAACACUAGGGGUCACCAGACUUGUUCCUGUAGGGCCGGUGUCCUGCAGAGUGUAGGUCCAACCCAAGUGUGCCGCAAGCCUGCGUUUGAGUGAAGGUCUCGGCCGUUAGAUCGCCCCCUGGGGGCUGGCUGCAGUACAAGUCAUAAAGCCCGCCUCCUCCGUGUUAAUGAAGGAGACUUGAGCCCAAAUAAAAAAAUGUAUUACACUUGCAAUAAAAUGUCCCGAAAGAUGGUUCUGGUGGAUUAAGGCACUGGUUAUUGUGCUGAAAUAGGUGCAGAUCUUCAUUUUUGUAAACAGUUUGUUUUUAGCAGUAAUUUAAUGCUGGGCGUGUCAUCGUGAUUGACAGCUGUGAUUGACAGUUUCUCAAAGCAGCGCGUCUGAGCUUCGGCAGGAGACUGAAGUGUUAUUAUUCGAUUUCUGUGUUAUUUUACCAUGAUAAAAUGAGUUCAGCAGUAAACUACAGUUUCUGAC
Danio rerio (zebrafish) is the source of this 1597-nucleotide messenger RNA. NCBI's taxonomy places the organism in Eukaryota, Metazoa, Chordata, Actinopteri, Cypriniformes, Danionidae. The record is from RefSeq and is a predicted model, not a curated record.